UUUUUUUCCUCUUCAAGCUCCUUAAUUUUGCCCAAUUCUUAGGUUCCACAUCUGCAAUUUGAGCUAGAAACACUCUUUAGUUGUUUAUGCUGAUUGUAUAUGAAUUACGCGAUUUGGGAUUUUGCUUUUACUCAGUAGGGGUUCCUCUAAACAGCCAUCUCAUUUUUCAGAUAUGGAAACCUGGAGAUUUCAGGCUCCAAAGAAGUUGGAAACCAGAAUUCCCCUGAAUCCACCACAGUGCUCAGUAUGUAAGCUUGGUUUUGCACCGCCCAGCGAGCCCCAGUCAGGGUUCAGUGUUGGAGGAGGACGUGGGCAGCAGAGCUGUUGUUUCCUUUGACAAUUCACAGCUUCAAGGAGUUUGUGUAAAGGCUGAGUAUCAACUGUCUCAUAACACAUCCAAUAAUGCAACCCAGAGAAAAUCUUUAGCUUUUUUUUUAACGACUGUGCUGGUUUCUCAAGGUGUAAUUGAAGAAGCAGCCUUUAGUUUCCUAUGAAGUAAUAUCUUAAUAAUAUUUCUUGCAUAAAAAGAACAAAUUAAAUUCUAUGCUCAGAGAAGUGUCCAUACUGCCUUCACAUGGGGGAUGAAUGUCUCAGUGUUUCUGUUGUUAUAUUAGGUCCAGAUCCAUAGGAUUGCAUCAAUACCUGCUGUAUACAACCCAUGUGUUCUCUCUGAAUUUGCUCACAGUGUGAUCGCAUCGAUUUUACAAGCCUGGCUCGAUCAAUGCUCCGAGGAUUUCCAAGAGCCGCCGAACUACAUCUGUCUGAUGAAGGUGCUGAAUUAUAUGAAGAGGAACAUACCUGGCUCUGAUCUGGAGAAGAGGGCGCAGAACCUCUUGGAGCAGUUCCAGAAAGAAGAACUGGAAAAUGAUGGUGAAGUACCUUUCUCUGUGUGUUGUCCCAGCGUCAAGCCUGGCACAUCCCCUUGUCCUGGUCAGAAAGCUUCCUGUGCCGUGAGCUGAAAAGUCAUAGGACCUCACGUAGUGUGUGAAUGAGAACUAGAAUCAACUUCCAGCUUUAGCAGAGGGGCGAGAAGGCAUAAGUUGUGUAAUAAGGAAUAAAGGAAAUGACAAAGAAAACCCAUUUCAUCCCAUGAAAAUCCUAUCUGCCAGAUGUUCCAGAAAUACCAUGUGAAUGCACAGUACUGUGAAAUAUCCAUCCGUGCCUGGUGCUGUCCUUUCCUGGGUUUGGUUCCCACGGACCACACCAGACGAGCUCAAAAGAGCUCUGUUUAGAUGCCUCUGGUGUUCCGAGUGUCCUGGUUUUGGUUAAGCAAGAGCAAAUGUCUUUGAGUGAAUUUUCCUUUCUGCUAAGUUCUUCUACAUGCAUUUUUCGCAAGUUGGCUGUGUGUUUUUCAGACCCCGUUGGCUCUGGAGCGGAUAACGGUAGGACUGGUGUGCAGAAAAGGCCCAGGUGUAGACUUAGUGCUGUGACAGCCAAGGCUGCUGAUAAAUUUUGUACAUCCCGUGAGAGGGGUGGACUUGCAGGGAGGGGUGGCCAGAACAGGUGACCCAAAGUGACCAGCUAAGUAGGUAUUCCAUGCCAUCCACGUUGUACAGCAUCUAGAACUGGGAGAUCACCAGGGUCUCGCUCUCUUCAUCCACGGCCAGCAUCUGAAGAGGACCCUGCCUGCGAUCCUAGGCCUGGUUCCAGGCCUUGCAGCCUUGAAUCCAGCUCUGGUUUACUGCUGAGUCCAACCAAGGGCAUCGCGGUGCCUGUCCUGCAGCUGCUGGAGCCAUGACUGACGGGUAUCACAGCCUUUCUCCCUGUAACCCGGAUGAUGACGAGGAGCUGGAGAUCAGCAGUCCAGAAGAAUUCUCAUUUUUCCAAGAAGAAAUUGUGGCAGAACAGCUGACAUACAUGGACAUGACGCUCUUCAGGGAAGUUGUGCCCCACCACUGUCUGGGCUGCGUCUGGUCCCGAAGGGACAGGCAGGAGAACAAGCACCUGGCAGGGAGCAUCAGAGCCACCAUCUUGCAGUUCAACGCCGUCACCAACCGUGUGGUCAGCACCAUCCUGGAGAGCAAAGAGCUCAAAACACAGAAAAGAGCCAAGAUCUUGGAGAAUUGGAUUCGUAUUGCACGUGAAUGCAGGAUCCUGAACAACUUUUCUUCCUUGAAGGCCGUCAUUUCCGCACUGCAGUCCACCUCCAUCUAUCACCUGAAGAAGACCUGGGCCUGUGUUCCAGACAAGGACAAUCUUGCUGUGUGCUCCUGAAGUCUCCCAUAAGCUGGUGGUUGAGAGAAGGAUGGGGAGCUCCAGUGAGCUCAGGGAGGACCAGGCAGCAUCACAGGCAAAGAAGACAGGAACUCGACUGGGUGAACGUUAAUGGAGUUUAUUGAUAGAAGAAACAGGAACGUCUCCCCCAUCUCUGGGCGGAUCACCGUGCACCCUGAACCGAUACAGGCAGGUGUAGUCCGGGUGGCCCCAGUUGCUCAGCACUUGCACCCUGAUCUAAUUCACGACUCCAGGGAGCUCGUUCUGCAAUGACAAGAAGAAAUGAGUCACCUUUUCCUCUCUGGCCCGUGAGCACUGACAGAAGUGCCACAGCGACGGCCUCGAUCAGCAGCUUCCUUCCUGCUGCCCCGUGGGGGCUUUUGACCUGUCAUGGUGCAGACGUUCUUAUCCUGGCCCAGGAUGUUGUAUCUAGGAUGUUGUAUUUUGGAUGCUAUAUCUAGGAGGUUGUACCUGGGAUGCUGUAUCCUGGAUGCUGUAUCCGGGAUGCUGUAUCUGGGAUGCUGUAUCUAGGAUUCUGUAUCAGGGAACCUGUAUCUGGGAUGCUGUAUCUGGGAUGCUGUAUCUAGGACGUUGCAUCUGUGAUGCUGUAUCUAGGAUGUUGCAUUUUGGAUGCUAUAUCUAGAAUGUUGUAUCUGGGAUGCUGUAUCUAGGAUCCUGUAUCUGGGAUGCUGUAUCUGGGAUGCUGUAUCUAGGAUUCUGUAUCAGGGAACCUGUAUCUGGGAUGCUGUAUCUAGGACGUUGCAUCUGUGAUGCUGUAUCUAGGAUGUUGCAUUUUGGAUGCUAUAUCUAGAAUGUUGUAUCUGGGAUGCUGUAUCUAGGAUGCUGUGUCUAGGAUGCUGCAUCUAGGAUGCUUUAUCAGGGAUGCUGUAUCUGGGAUGCUGUAUCCAGGAUGCUGUAUCGGGGAUCCUGUAUCUGGGAUGCUGUAUCUAGGAUGUUGUAUCUGUGAUGCUGUAUCUAGGAUGCUGUGUCUAGGAUGCUGUAUCUAGGAUGCUGUAUCUGGGAUGCUGAAUCCAGGAUGCUGUAUCAGGGAUCCUGUAUCUGGGAUGCUGUAUCGGGGAUCCUGUAUCUGGGAUGCUGUAUCUAGGAUGUUGUAUCUGUGAUGAUGUAUCUAGGAUGCUGUGUCUAGGAUGCUGUAUCUGGGAUGCUGUAUCUAGAAGCUGUAUAUAGAAUGCUGUAGCUGGGAUGCUGUAUCUGGGAUGCUGUAUCUCAUAAUCUGUAUCUGGGAUGCUGUAUCUAGUAAGCUGUAUACAGGAUGCUUUAUCUGGGAUGCUGUAUCUAAGAUGCUUUAUCUAGGUUAUCUGUAUAAAUAUGUGUACCCUGGACCAAUAAAGUCAACUAUG
Molecule: messenger RNA, 3575 nt
Organism: Columba livia (rock pigeon)
Lineage: Eukaryota; Metazoa; Chordata; Aves; Columbiformes; Columbidae
Product: ral guanine nucleotide dissociation stimulator-like 1
Exons: 5
Coding region: 1735-2214 (159 amino acids)
Biological process (GO): positive regulation of GTPase activity; Ras protein signal transduction
Cellular component (GO): plasma membrane
Molecular function (GO): guanyl-nucleotide exchange factor activity
Source: RefSeq, a predicted model, not a curated record